Molecule: messenger RNA, 1851 nt
Organism: Stegostoma tigrinum
Lineage: Eukaryota; Metazoa; Chordata; Chondrichthyes; Orectolobiformes; Stegostomatidae
Gene: glmp
Product: glycosylated lysosomal membrane protein
Exons: 6
Coding region: 16-1236 (406 amino acids)
Cellular component (GO): lysosome
Source: RefSeq, a predicted model, not a curated record
CUCAAUGUAACAGACAUGGCCGUGUUAGUUACACUGUUACUUUGUUGGUUUGUAACAGUCUACCUGGAACUGGCGAGAGCCUCUAGCUCUUAUUCCCAUAGAAAGGUUUCCUUUGAAUAUAACCCUGGGAGAAGUACCCAGAGGGCUGAUCCCUCUCUGAAUGUCCUGCACGUGCGGGCAGUUGGUCCUAAUGACACCAUCCACUACCUGUGGAGCACCCUGGGGGCGCCCACGGUCCUCCUGGUAUACACCAGCAGCUCCAACAGCUCCCUGCACAUCAACUGGACCAGCCUGGAACAGCGGGAUCCCUCGCGCGCUGUGCGGAUCGAGCCGGCUGAGGCGGUCGUCCACUCCUCUGCUGUCGUCUUCUCCCGGGUGUUAGAGUACGAUGACGUCGACAAUGUGGCCAACAUCUCCCAGGUGCCGGCGGGCAGCUUCUACCCAGCGUACCAGCUUGAGGAGCUCACCUGGGACAACGUCAAUGCCACCCUGAACCGCAGCCAGCUGACGGCGCAGCUCCGCGGCCGCAACGCCACCAGCCAGCUAUUCAGCAACGGGAGCUUCACCUUCCGGAUCUCUGCCUUUGAAGGCUCGAGCCGUGACCUGGUGCUGCCCUGCCUCUUGCACACGGCCAACAGCUCGAAGCUGGAGUUCCUCAUCGACGGUGUCGCUCCACGUGGGAACCGCUCCCGCUUCACCCUGGAACUGUUCGUCCUGGAGGAUGCAGGGGUGAGGCGAGAGCUGAGGACGGUUCGGAGUAUCGAUGACGAAUACACCCCAAGCAUCUUCCAGAUGGAUCAGCUGGUAGCGGUGACAGAGAACCGGAGUACUAUAGCUAGCUUCCUCCAGUGGAAACCGGUCGCUUACGUCUCCCGGGAGCCCUCGCGAGCGAGCUCGGUGCGCGCUCGCCAGGAUGGCCUGAAGCCAGGCCGCAACCACAGCCUGCCGUCCUUCAGCAUUGCCUAUGCUUUCUUUGGUGCCCAAGUGCCCGCAGUUUCUGCGGUGAACAUUUCCUUCGGUGGCCCUGGCGGGGAGUUCUACGAUGUCAGGAGGCACAUCAGCUGGUCGGCCCUGAUUGGACAUGGAGAGCCCCCCCAAGAGCGAUCCUUAGUCCUGGUGAUGGUGAUUAUGGCUGUGGGAUUGGCACUGCCCCUCCUCUUGUUGGGGUUGGGUGCAGUGACGGUCUGCAUUGUGCACCAGAGACGGUCCCGAUCCCUUUACCAGCCUGUGAACUAAACUCUUGAGAACCUGAUGGACCGCACCUCCCACUUCUGCAUUGACCAGUCUCCCACCUCCUCCAGUGCAUCCCUGGCCCAGGAGGCAUAUUGUUCCACCUUUUUAAGCAGUGGGAUUCAGACCUGCAGAUGUGUUUUAAACUUCAUGUUUACAAUGUUUGAACUGUUACUGCUUUGCUCUAGCCACUUUUGCGGUGAGGAACAGUGUAGAGGAAGCUUCACUCUGUACCUAAUUCCGUGCUGUCCCUGUCCUGGGAGUGUUUGAUCGGGAGAUACACUGUAUGGAGGUAGCUCACCUCUGUACCUAACCCUGUGCAGUCCCUAUCCUGGAAGCAUUUGAUUGGGAGGGAUAGUGUAGAGGAAGCUUUACUCUGCACCUAAUCCUGUCCUGGGACUGUUUGAUUGUGGGGGGUUUGGGUGGGAUUGUCAGUGUGGAAGGAGUUUUAUGCUAACCAUGGGCUGUCCCUGUCCUGAGGGUGUUUGGGGGUGGGUGUGAACAGUGUAGAGGGAGCUUUACCCUGUAUCUAACCCCGUGCUGUCCCUGCCCUAGGGGUGGGGCUGGAGAGCAGCAGUGACGGCAACGUGCGCUGAGAUUAAAUACAGUAAAUUACUGCAA